Drosophila elegans is the source of this 1691-nucleotide messenger RNA. It is a transcript of the gene Nup58, whose product is annotated as nuclear pore complex protein Nup58. Gene Ontology annotation, molecular function: structural constituent of nuclear pore. NCBI's taxonomy places the organism in Eukaryota, Metazoa, Arthropoda, Insecta, Diptera, Drosophilidae. The transcript has 2 exons. Bases 117 to 1643 code for a protein of 508 amino acids. Gene Ontology annotation, biological process: nucleocytoplasmic transport. The record is from RefSeq and is a predicted model, not a curated record. Gene Ontology annotation, cellular component: nuclear pore.
UCUUAUGCAGAUGCGGCCGCACAUUAAAAACAGAAUUUAAUUUUGCAAUUUGUCUUAAUAAAGUGUAUUAAAUUGUUGUAAAUUGUUGUGAAAAUCUAUAAAGGGCCUCUCCCAAGAUGUUUACACCCAACGCGAACGCCCCCAUUGGAGGCGCAACUGCAGCUCCUGGCGCCUUUGCUUUUGGCGCGCGACCGGCGACAACCACUGCUCCGCCUCCCUCCUUUGGAGCGGCCACCUCCACUACGUCCUUUGGUGGCGGCACCUUGUUUGCGGCUCCUGUGGCCGCGCCUGCUUUUGGAGCGCCAGCUGCCGCGCCUGCUUUUGGAGCGCCAGCUGCCGCGCCCGCCUUUGGAGGAACCGCAGGUGCAGCGCCUGCUUUUGGAACAGCUGCCUCCGCUGCGCCAGCUUUUGGAGCAGCUCCUUCUGCUACGCCUGCUUUUGGAGCACCGGCUGCCACUCCAGCCUUUGGCGCACCAGCUUCCUCGCAAGCGCCGGCCUUUGGAGCACCUGCGGCCGCCGUGGGCACUGUGGCCCCCACGUUCUCCUUUGGCACUCCAGCCACUAGUGCUCCGACCACAGCGCCGCCCGCUUUUGGAUUUGGAGCCACAGCCACGACUGCUGCAGCUGCGAUGCCAGCAUCUCUGGGCUCCGGCAUUGGAUCCUUCGCCUUUGCCAAGCCCCAGGCCACAACGGCGGCCAGUUUGAACUUCAGUACCACCACGACGACGGCUACGGCGCAGCCCUUCAAUACGGGUCUUAAACUGGGAACCACCAACACGGUGACGGCCCUCGGAGGAGGCGGAAUCUUUGGCAAGCCAGCGGGGCAGGGAGCCGCCCCGCCAGCCUCGACUUUUGUGGGUCUGGGCGGGAUUGAUGUGAGUGCCACGCAGCCCAAGUUGGGCGAUAACAAGCAGGAUGGUAUUAAGAUCAAGGAGACCCAAGUGCCCGACGAGAUAGUCAAAACAGUGGAUGCCUUGAAAGCGUACAUCAAGCAGCAAAAGACCAUAUCCUCGGACAUUGGCAGGACUUCCACGUCCAAGUUCACCAAUGUGAGCCACGAGAUCGCCAACUUGAAGUGGGCACUGCAGAACAUGGCCAACUCAGUGGAGGGCAACAACCAGCAGAUUCGGCUGAUGCGCCAGGAGACGGCCAAGGCGAUUCAGUCGCUGGAGAUGGCCCAGCGAACACAGGACACGCCCGCUGGUCUGCAGUUCGAGCACAGUGCUCCCUUUCAGUACUUCCAGUGCCUGGUGGCCAAGUACGAGCAGGAUUUGAUUGCCUUUCGCCAGCAGAUUGCCCUGACCGAACGCCACAUGCACGCGCUGUCCAAUCCGCAGAGUAUUUCGCCGGAGGAUCUUAAACGUGGCUUCCGCCAGCUGAACGAAAGCUUCAUCUCGCUGGCAGGCCGACUGCACGAGUUGCACCAGCGGGUGGAGGAGCAGAAGGAGCACUAUCUGAACCUAAGGCGCUAUCGCCUGCGGGACGCCACCAACGUUUUCGAGCGGAUCGACAAUCCUCCGCUGCCUUCGGUGGAGCCCCAGAGGAUAAGCAGCGGUCCAACGCCCUUCUCCAACAUCUCGGCUUUUAUGAACAAGUCCUAUGCGGCGGCGGCCAGUUCCGCCAGCAAUGCGGCAGCCAAGUGAGAUGGAAUCAUUAUCAAGCUUGAAUAAAUCAUUAUUUACAGGACAGUA